GAAAUUUCUUCCUUUAUUCUAUUCCCACUUCAUGUUGCUAUUUUGGACUUUACUCUGCCACUAUAAAUUCCUCCUCGUUUGGUCAAUACUUCUGUGCAUUUCCCUGCUAUGUUUAGGAUCUCCAAAACUUGUACAAUGAAGAACUUCUUAGCUUUCUGCAUUUCUCUUUUCCUUGUCCCUUGCAUAUUCGGUUCACUUCCCUUCUCUGCAUCUUCAGAUUCCACAUUUGACAGUUUUGCCAAUUGUCUCACCAAAAAUGGAGUCCCAAGUAACCAAAUAUCCCAAAUUCUCUACAGUCCCACAAACACUUCAUUUAGUUCUGUUCUAAAUGCAUAUGUCCGGAACCAAAGAUUCAACACUUCAAGCACCAAAAAACCAUCCAUAAUUGUCACACCCUUACUGGUUCAACAAGCCCAAGCAGCCAUCAUUUGUACCAAAGGGUCAGGGCUGCAACUGAAAAUCCGGAGUGGCGGGCACGAUUACGAAGGAAUUUCAUAUGUUUCGGCCAACCCUUUUGUUGUUCUGGACAUGUUCAAUCUCAGGAACAUCAGUGUCGAUAUUCCGAGCCAAACCGCUUGGGUACAAGCAGGGGCUACACUAGGUGAAGUGUACUAUAGAAUUUGGCAAAAGAGCAAUGUUUUUGGAUAUCCUGCUGGUGUUUGCCCAACCGUUGGUGUUGGUGGACACAUCAGUGGUGGGGGUUACGGUCCAUUGUUGCGCAAAUUCGGCCUAACGGUUGAUAAUGUUGUCGAUGCACAGAUCAUUGAUGUUAAUGGCAAUGUUUUGGAUAGAAAAGGGAUGGGGGAAGAUGUGUUUUGGGCUAUUAGGGGUGGCGGUGGAGCAAGUUUUGGAGUUGUAUUGGCCUAUAAGAUCAAUUUAGUUCCAGUUCCAUCAAUUGUCACUGUUUUUAGCAUCCAAAGGACUGAAGCACAGAAUGCGACAAACAUUCUGGUAAAAUGGCAAAGUAUUGCUGCCACCAUUGACAACAAUCUGUUCAUCAGGGUCCUUGUCCAGCCAGUUACCGUCAGCGGAAAGAAAGCCAUCCGAUUGACAUUCAAUGCUCUGUAUCAGGGAAAUUCAAACAGUCUCAUGACCCUAAUGAAUUCUCAGUUCCCUGAAUUGGGAUUGAAGUCAAGUGACUGUCAGCAAAUGAGUUGGAUCCAGUCAAUGGUGUUCUGGGCAAAUUUCAAAAAGAGUUCACCAACACCAGAAGCUUUGCUGAGCAGAACCCCUGAUUCUGUCAAUUUCCUGAAGAGGAAAUCGGAUUAUGUCGUAACCCCUAUUCCCAAGGACGGAUUCACUGCAAUCUUCAACAAAAUGGUUCAGCUUGGAAAAGUAGGACUUGUUUUCAAUCCUUAUGGUGGAAAAAUGAGCCAAAUCGCCGAGAGCGAUGCGCCGUUUCCCCAUCGGACAGGGGUUCUUUACAAGAUUCAGUACUCUGUGAACUGGGACAGCGCUGAUCCUAAUCUGACUACUCAGUAUCUUCAGGAAGCAAGAGAUUUGUACACCUUUAUGACUCCGUAUGUAUCAAGCAAUCCCAGACAGGCUUUUCUGAAUUACAGGGAUCUUGAUAUUGGUACAAAUGAUAAUGGACCCAACAGUUACAGUGAAGGACAAGUAUAUGGAGUGAAGUACUUCAAGGGCAACUUUGAUAGACUGGUGAAAGUGAAGACCGCAGUUGAUCCCCAAAAUUUCUUUAGGAACGAACAGAGUAUCCCUGUUCUUCCUUCUUAACUCGUCCUGUUCCGCCUGAAUCUUGUUCUACCACCGUAGCAUCAGGAAAUCAUUCAAUAGGAUUAUGAUUUUUGUAACAUGUAUGUUUCGUUACCUGCAACUUCAUUGUACUCCCUCCAUCCCGAAAUUAUUGUCCAGUUUGGAUUUUCAUGUUUAACACAAAUUGAACCCAAAGUGAAAAUCCAAACUAGAGAUAAUAUUGGAGAUAGAGGGAGUAUGUUUUUUGAUGUAGUUUAAAAGAAAAACUUAUAAUAAGCUCUGAAUUGAUUUUGGUUACUCUUGUCUUCCUGUUUGUUUACCGUAUAACACAGUUUGAUUGAACCUUGUGAACUACUUUACAUGGUUUCUUUAC
Messenger RNA from Oldenlandia corymbosa var. corymbosa, 2086 nucleotides. The record is from the annotation of a GenBank genome assembly. NCBI's taxonomy places the organism in Eukaryota, Viridiplantae, Streptophyta, Magnoliopsida, Gentianales, Rubiaceae.